Molecule: messenger RNA, 654 nt
Organism: Talaromyces rugulosus
Lineage: Eukaryota; Fungi; Ascomycota; Eurotiomycetes; Eurotiales; Trichocomaceae
Exons: 4
Coding region: 1-654 (217 amino acids)
Biological process (GO): vesicle-mediated transport
Cellular component (GO): membrane
Source: RefSeq, a predicted model, not a curated record
AUGGCUUCAACCUCGUUCCGUGAGAAUAUGAAUUCCUUGGGCUGGUCUCGACGAGAUCCCGACGUUCCCGUCCGAACCGACACAUCCUCCACACCCAUUCUCUCCAGACUGCAGUCCUUGAACCCUUUCGGCAGCGGCGAGGGCUAUCUGCGACUUCCCACCCAGGAAGCUCCCGGCGCGCCUUUGCCUGCUCCGUCCAGACGAGAGGAAGAGGAAAGUUUCUUUGCCUUGAGCCGUUGGGAUCGCAUGCUCGUCUUCGCUGCAUGUAACCUUGGAGCUACCCUCUGUUUCUUGCUGUGCUUCGUUCUGUGGCCAGCCUUGAUUCCAAAGCCCCGAAAAUUUGCCAUCCUAUGGUCAGUUGGAUCUGUCCUGUUUUUGACUUCGUGGGCAGUUCUCAUGGGGCCUUUUACUUAUAUUCGACACCUCCUUUCUGGAAAUCGGCUACCCUUCACCGCAGCCUACUUUGGAUCGAUUGCGCUCACGUUAUACUUUGCCGUUGGGCUUCAUAACAGUUUGUUGACCUUGAUUGCUGCCAUCUUCCAACUGGUUUCCCUCCUCUGGUACUUGAUCAGUUAUUUCCCUAUGGGCAGCACUGGUCUUCAAUUCAUGGGCCGUUUUGGCGUCCAGCGAGUCACUGCCUGGGUGAGCGGUUAA